Molecule: messenger RNA, 1952 nt
Organism: Babesia bovis T2Bo
Lineage: Eukaryota; Apicomplexa; Aconoidasida; Piroplasmida; Babesiidae
Exons: 1
Coding region: 61-1872 (603 amino acids)
Source: RefSeq, a predicted model, not a curated record
GCUCUCUUAUAUCGCAGGAUAAUGUAUAUCGGUCACUAAGAAAUACGACAUGGUGUUACUAUGGCUCAACAUGGCAGUGCUCCUAUUUCCAGUAGUCUGUAUAUGACUAAACGUGCUAAACUUUCCGAUGCAUUAUCCAAGUUUACCAAUUGCGGCACUGUAGCCAUUGGUUCUGGUGACCAAGGGGAUGGGUUCCUUGGUUCCAGCUACCCUUCUCAAGAGCCAAUACCGCAAUACAGUUCAGAGGACCGAGAUGCCCGUAAAGCUUUGGUGGAGGUCGCUUUAAGGCGUAUGCGCAUAUCACCUUUAGAGGGCGAUGACGAUGAAUCAAGCUCAAUUCCUUAUAACCCUGUAGAGGAGGGUAUUAAGUACUUCUCCCGACAAAAUGAGCUGCGGAAUAUUAAGAACCACUUGGAUAUUGACGCUGCAGUAUCAGCUCCGCAUGUGAGGCAUCCUCCAUUGCUUGGUAAUUUAGAUGACAUGUUCAGUUUGAUUGACAUGGACAACAGAUCCUAUGCUACGUCUGUUAUGUCGAGACGUAUACCUAUAGGCCCUAAUGGCACGGAAGGUUACGUGGGUCCGUUGACUUAUAAUGAUAUUGCCGUUUUGCUUAUCCUUGCGCAGAAGCUGCAGGACACGAAUGCCUUUGACAACAAUUUGGAGAUGAACAUUGAGAUGUCUUCUAGCAUGUGGAAGCAAACUGGCAAGGUAUCGAAUGUGGUAGCUCCUCAGGUUAUAAUGAGUCUCUUUGAGGGCAGAAGUGCGCAGUGUACUAUGUGUGGUUUACGAUUCAGUUCAAAUGAAGUUCGUCAUCGUCAUGCACUAUUGCAUGACGACAAGCGCCGUGAUGUGCUGUGGUCAGCUGUUGACGAGUGGGUGGCCAACCCGGAUUCAACAAACUUUAUGCGCGGUGGUCAACGUGAACUGUUUACAUUACAACGUAUGCAUGCGCUAUUACUUUCUGUUGAAGAUUCACAAUCGGUUAAUAUCCAGUGGCUUAGGGGGUUACUGUUACCAAGGAAAGCUUUGGUAUCUACGAAAUCGGAUGCCCCAAUGGAUACGGACAGUGGCGAUAUAGACGAAAGCCCCGAUGAAAUGGACACUGGCCAUGUUAAAAUAGACGGCAACCAUUGUUUGUGGUCCUGGGGGACCAUGACUGACUGCUCGGAAUUCCCACCUCCAAUGGCGCAGCAGGUUGCCAUUGGGGCCAUCGGAGUUGCUUGCUCUAUGUCGUUCCUCAUUGAAACAUCGCAUAAGGCGUGUUUCAACAUAUCGCGAUUCAUGGAUGAGACGCCUUUCGUGGCUCACUUUAGUGAUAUCACAAGGAUGACUUGUGCUUUAUGUUACGAUCCCCUGGAUGUCGUGUUCAGCGUGAGGUAUAACAGCCUGGUCUACUCUGAUACCGUUUGCUUCAAGAUUGACAAACGUUACAUGGACAAGGGAUUUCAGGAUGAGCAGGUAAACUGCCGCAUGUUGUUGGCUACUAAAGGUCUUGGUAGUUCCAAUGAUUUGUUUAUGGUCAUGAGGAAGCUUGCUGGUAUAACAUUGCUGAAAUCUGAUUUACGCUCACCUUUGGAUACCGCUUGUACUGAUUGGUCCUUGAAUCAUGAUGUCUCUAUACUAGAGGACAAGGGUAUCAUUCCGUAUAGUAGGACUGUGGUCCCUCCCAAGGACAGGUUGAUUGAACAGCUGUUCAACAACUGGUUGGGUCCUUUUUCAACUCCGGGUAGCAACUUCAAUGCUCCCAAUAGCCUCAUGUACACCCAUAGGGCUUGUAUGCGUUUUAUUAUAAAUGCUCAUGUCCGGCGGGCAAAUGAGCUUUUGGUUGGCAAUCCUGCUUCUAAAUACAUAAGACCCUUGAAGGUCGUUUGAUGGACUUGGUUAAUAUAAACACAAUAUCUUGCUUUUGCAGGCACUAUAUUCACUUAAGUAGUAUGCCAUGACCCAGAAAU